Pterocles gutturalis (yellow-throated sandgrouse) is the source of this 1941-nucleotide messenger RNA. It is a transcript of the gene GLB1, whose product is annotated as galactosidase, beta 1. The record is from RefSeq and is a predicted model, not a curated record. Gene Ontology annotation, biological process: carbohydrate metabolic process. Gene Ontology annotation, molecular function: beta-galactosidase activity. Lineage: Eukaryota; Metazoa; Chordata; Aves; Pterocliformes; Pteroclidae. Gene Ontology annotation, cellular component: vacuole. Bases 1 to 1941 code for a protein of 646 amino acids. The transcript is spliced from 16 exons.
AUGGGUUGCACUGACAAUAAAAGAAUGUUGAAUGUGACUAUACCCCAGAGGAGUUUUGGAAUUGAUUAUGACUGCGACUGCUUUGUCAAGGAUGGGAAACCUUUCCGUUACAUCUCGGGUAGCAUUCACUACUCACGGGUGCCCCGGUAUUACUGGAAAGACCGCUUGUUGAAGAUGAAGAUGGCAGGACUUGAUGCCAUUCAAACGUAUGUGCCGUGGAACUACCAUGAACCCCAGAUGGGUGUCUAUGAUUUUGCUGGUGACAAAGAUCUGGAGUAUUUCCUGCAGCUUGCAAAUGACACUGGUCUGCUGGUUAUCCUGAGAGCUGGACCUUACAUCUGUGCAGAAUGGGACAUGGGAGGUCUUCCUGCAUGGCUGUUGGAGAAGAAAUCUAUUGUUCUCAGGUCUUCUGAUUCAGAUUACUUGGCAGCGGUAGAGAAGUGGAUGGGUGUCCUUUUACCAAAGAUGAAGCCUCAUCUCUAUCAAAACGGAGGUCCAAUCAUCAUGGUGCAGGUGGAGAAUGAGUACGGAAGCUACUUCGCUUGCGACUACAACUAUUUGCGUUCCCUUCUGAAGCUCUUUCGCCAGCAUCUUGGGGAUGAGGUGGUGCUGUUCACAACUGAUGGUGCAAGCCAGUUUCACUUGAGAUGUGGAGCUCUUCAGGGUCUUUAUGCAACGGUGGACUUUGCUCCAGGUGGCAAUGUCACAGCAGCAUUCUUAGCUCAAAGGAGCAGUGAACCUACAGGCCCUUUGGUUAAUUCUGAGUUUUAUACUGGAUGGUUGGAUCACUGGGGGCACCGCCAUUCUGUUGUGCCCACACAAGCUAUUGCUAAAACACUUAAUGAAAUCCUGGCACGUGGUGCUAAUGUUAACCUGUACAUGUUUAUAGGUGGGACUAACUUUGGCUAUUGGAAUGGUGCCAAUAUGCCCUACAUGCCACAGCCCACUAGUUAUGACUAUGAUGCUCCCCUGAGUGAAGCGGGGGAUCUGACAGAAAAAUAUUUUGCCUUGAGGGAGGUCAUUGGUAUGUAUAAGCAGUUACCAGAAGGUCUUAUCCCUCCGACAACACCCAAAUUUGCAUAUGGGAAAGUUCGCUUGCAAAAGGUGGGCACUGUGGUGGAUGUUCUUGACAGGCUGUCAGCUGCAGGACCAGUGAAAAGCACUUACCCAUUAACCUUUGUUCAGCUAAAGCAGUAUUUUGGGUUUGUACUGUACAGAACUAUGCUUCCAAAAAACUGUGUGGAGCCAGCGCAACUGUCUUCACCUUUAAACGGAGUCCAUGAUCGUGCCUAUGUCUCUGUCGAUGGGGUUCCUCAAGGUGUCCUUGAAAGGGACAAAUCACUUACGAUAAAUAUAACUGGGAAGGCUGGAGCAAAUCUGGACAUCUUGGUAGAGAAUAUGGGCCGAGUUAACUUUGGUAGAUACAAUAAUGACUUCAAGGGUCUAGUCUCAAAUUUAACUCUUGAUCAAGAUAUACUUGUUGAAUGGGAAAUCUAUCCUCUAGACAUAGAUGGAGCAGUGAACCAUGACAUUAAUUGCCACCUUGAACGACCAAAGAGAUCUGUUGACAAUCCACUGAGUUAUGAAGCACCUACUUUUUACACUGGUAGACUUUCAAUUCCUGGAGGGAUUCCAGACUUACCUGAAGACACCUAUGUCAAAUUUCCUGGCUGGACAAAGGGGCAAAUUUGGAUCAAUGGCUUUAAUCUUGGGCGCUACUGGCCGGCCCGUGGUCCUCAGCUAACGCUUUUUGUUCCAAGGAAUAUACUUGUUUCGUCAGUGCCAAACAACAUAACAGUGUUGGAACUGGAGCAUUCUCCUUGCAGCACCCAGGCGUGCGAGAUAGAAUUUGUGGAUAAGCCUACUAUCAAUGCAACCAUGCAGUAUGAAAAUGAUGCCCCCCAACUCUUUGUUAGAGACAUAUGGUUGAACCAUCUAUAA